UGCCCGAUAGCGGGUGAGCGGCGCAUUCAGCGGGGCCUUCAGGUCCGCCGCGGGCUGCAGAAGGAGGUGGCGGCGGCAGCGUUGCGGUCAGCGGAGAUCUCGGCGCUCGGCUGUUAGGCCCCUUUGGCGGCAUGGGCCUGUUCGUCGGAGGGCUUUAGCCCACUGGUUGGAAGCACUAGAGAAAGGUGGGGCCCCUGCGGGCCCAUUUCCUCCCACAGAGCCGGGUGAUCCAGGUGUGCCGCCGCCUAGUGGUCCAGUUCCAGGGCAGCUUUCGCCUGCGGUUCCACUGCCUCCAUCGCCAGCGGAUUCUGUUCCAGCACUCCCUUCACCAAUGGUUCCCCUGCCCACUCUACCAGUGGACCAGUUCCCUGCGGACCCAGCCACACCGUUGGCACCGGAUUGAUCCAUGGUCCAGCAACACUAGCUGAACGCCACAUGUAGAAUGGAAAUCGACGGGCAGAACAAGAGUACAGAUGCUGAUUUCGUUAUUCUGGGAUUCAGCACCAGUGAAAGUUUGCAGAUUAUAUUUUUUGUUUUAUUCCUUUUCAUGCACCUCAUCACCCUCUCAGGGCACAUGGCCAUUGUGGUUGUAACCUUAGUUGAUCUUGCCCUCUACACUCCCAUGUAUUUCUUCCUGCGCAACCUGUCUUUCAUUGAGGUCUGCUACACUCUGGUCAUUGUGCCCCAAAUGCUGGCCAACUUUUUGGCCAGGAGCAAAAGAGUUUCCUUGAGUGCAUGUGCUGCACAGAUGUAUUUCUUCAUUGCCCUCGGGGGUGCUGAGUGCUUUCUGUUGGCUGUGAUGGCCUAUGACAGAUAUGUGGCCAUAUGCAACCCGCUACGCUACACUGUCAUCAUGAGCAGGAAUGUCUGCAUCCAGCUCCUGGUGGUGGCCUGUGUCAGUGGCUUCACAAUCUCACUGGGACUCACCACGCUGAUUUUUAGUCUGCCCUUCUGUGGCUCACACACAAUCAACCACUUCUUCUGUGACAUUCCACCUGUGCUGUUUCUGGCGUGUAGUGACACGCAUGCUAAUGAGGUGGCCGUGUUCCUUGUUUGCAUGAUGAUCUUGCUCAUUCCAUUCCUGCUGAUUCUUGUUUCCUAUGUAUUCAUUACUAAUUCCAUCCUAAGGAUCAAAUGUACUGAAGGCCGGAAAAAGGCCUUCUCCACUUGUGCUGCUCAUCUGGUCGUGGCAGUUCUUCACUAUGGUUGUGCCAUUUUCAUCUACAUUCGGCCAAAGGCCAGCUACUCCUUGGAUAAUGAUAAGGUGGUCUCUCUGUUCUACACCAAUGUUACACCCAUGUUGUAUCCCAUGAUUUAUAGCCUCAGGAACAAGGAAGUAAAGGGGGCACUAAAGAGAGUAUGGGAAAAGAAAUUUGUUUCCAUGGAAACGUAAGAGUCAAAUGCCUGAGGCCUAGCUUUUAUAUGUGACUGAGAUUUGCCAACUCACCAAGAAAGAAAAUGGCCUGACCACUUGGGGAUGGGGGUGGGGCUGUUACAAUAAAAGUUCGAUGGCAA
Hemicordylus capensis (graceful crag lizard) is the source of this 1515-nucleotide messenger RNA. RefSeq names its product olfactory receptor 10Q1-like. Gene Ontology annotation, cellular component: membrane. Gene Ontology annotation, molecular function: G protein-coupled receptor activity; olfactory receptor activity. NCBI's taxonomy places the organism in Eukaryota, Metazoa, Chordata, Lepidosauria, Squamata, Cordylidae. Gene Ontology annotation, biological process: G protein-coupled receptor signaling pathway. The coding region runs from base 443 to 1393 and encodes 316 amino acids. The record is from RefSeq and is a predicted model, not a curated record. The transcript is spliced from 3 exons.